Molecule: messenger RNA, 1930 nt
Organism: Mollisia scopiformis
Lineage: Eukaryota; Fungi; Ascomycota; Leotiomycetes; Helotiales; Mollisiaceae
Product: acid protease
Exons: 3
Coding region: 412-1566 (384 amino acids)
Biological process (GO): proteolysis
Molecular function (GO): aspartic-type endopeptidase activity
Source: RefSeq, a predicted model, not a curated record
CCCUUUCGAUAUUUCAUCCGAUCUCACAGCAUCUUCAGCAGCUUUAAUUCUUCAGAACCGCGAUCUGGAAGCAAUUACCCCUCACUUCCGAGUAGAAAGGAGGGACCACUUCGGUUGUAUCUUAUCACGGCCAAUAUGAAUCUCAUCUGGCAGAAUUGCGACGCGCCUAAUUUUGGUAUAGAGCAAUAUGGGAUACCAGGUCCCGAGAAAAAUUGUACAGCCUGAAGACAAAUGGUCUGAAGUCAUUUCCGAUUCUAACGUUUUCUAUUCCCUUUGCACACUCUUGACGCUCUGAUUCUCAUUUCAACCCGAAUUGUGUGUUGGUUCUGUCGGCGUUGGGCUCACGAGUCCGAUGUAAAUACACAUAUCUUUUCUUGCUUGCGCACUCACGAUGUUUCCCAAGCACGGUUCAUGAUGUCUGUUCGAAAAUUAUCCUUCUAUUUCGCGAGUCUUGCUUGCGUCUUCUCCCUUUCAUCAUGUUUUAGCAAUUUCACAGACGUUGCAGAGGUACCUCAAAUCUAUGGCAACCGAGCAGGAUUUUCGGUGGACGCAAUCAGAGCUCCACCCAGUCCUCGAAAUGGGACAGAAAUUUCUGCAAUAUCUGGUUCCGACAGUCACUGGUGGGCCACAAUAUCGGUUGGCAACCCUCCGCAGCUCAUUACUGUGAUUUUAGACAGUGGCACUGUUGACCUCUCACUCAUGUCGACGUUCAUCAACCCGGCACAGCGAGGCCUAGCUCCGGUAUAUGACCCCGACCGAUCUAACACUGCCGUACUUGUGGAUGGGUACACUUGGUACCAGCAAUACGCAGGCUCGGCACCGAACAUGGGAUGGGUGGUCCAGGAUGAGGUCAGAGUUGGAGGAAUAUUCUUGACAAACUUUACUUUCGAGAUCGACAAUGUUACCGUCAUACCUCACAUCACUUCACCGCCAUACGGGACUUUAGGCCUCGAUCCUGACCCGAAUGGCCAACCAACGAGUCCUAAAAGGAUGCCAGGCUGGCUACAAACGGUCAUGAAUUUCGUCCAUCAGCCUGUUUUUUGCAUUGACUUUCGAAGAAAUAUUUUCAGAGGCGUCAUCGAUUUUGGUUACAUAGACAGCAAGAAAUACAACGGCAGCAUUGCGUAUACACCUGUUACCCAGCCUACUCUCUGGUCAAUCAAUAUCGACGGUGUUGGCAUUGGUGGAGGACCUUACCAGCACAACCCGUUCGAAGUCUUUUUUGACACGGGAGGAGAUGGACUUGUCUUCCCUCGUUGGGCGAUCGAUAAUUACUUUGCGCAAGUCCCCAACUCAACAUGGGACGCUGCUCUCAACACCUAUUCAUUCGAUUGUACCUUGUUUGUACAAGGCAAGUUGCCGAACAUCACAUUUGGCAUUGGUGACUCAUACAGAGGGGUCGUCCCCGCGGACCAUAUUCACGUGGGACUUCUACAUGAUUACGUGUGCGUAACAAGUCUACGAGUAGGGGAUCGACCGUCUUGGGGAACCUCAAUCAUUGCGACCCAGUUCGUGGUAUUCGACUAUGGUGGCAAGCGAAUGGGCUUUGCUCAUAAACAACUCUAAAUCAAUCUAAAAAUAUUGACAAUCUGAUUUUGCAAGCCAAGAUACUUGUUGCUAUCAACUUUUUCUCGUUUGAUGUCUUUGGAAUCUGGAACUGCGUUUCCUUGUCUUUGUUAUUCUCGAGACAAUGUGUUUUUAUCUCAACAGUGGCCGUGGUUUUGAUGUAUCCCAGUUCUGUUAUCAACGAACCCCACAAGGCUGAAGUAAAUCGACGUUGAUUAUGGAUCGCGGCCCAAUCAUGAUUCCGCUCACACUCUAAGGGUCUUUUGUUCGUCAGUGCGAACAAAACCCACGGCCUUCAAAACUCGCCGGGUAUCCGCUUGUUUGGGACAUAUAAUGUCACCUGCGCGUUGUGGCGAAACAUCAC